AUGGUCCGCGUGGUCUCGUGCCGGAGCAAUCGAGAACGCGGCGUUAAGGCGACGCCGAGCGCUUGGAUCCGCGCAGACAGAGAAGGCCAGUCCAAGCAGACGUACCAGAAUGCUGUCCUGUUUGUGCUCAACAACCACCGCUUCCCCAAGUGGCUCUACAGCUACGACAGCAGCGUCACCAGGACUCAGCGAGAGAUGACGCACCACCUGGUCGUCUACGUCUGCCAGCUCACAGGGACCAGCUCACAGUCUGGAGAGAUCGACGUCGCGGUACUGGCUCGACACGAAUCUCCAGGUUUCUCCCUAAUUUCCUACCGCCGAUCCGGCAACAAUGGCCGCGACGCUGGAUGCGAGCAGCCUGCUAUCGACGCGGACGCUAGCACCAAGUUCACCGCAGUAGCGUCCGACUCAAUGGAAGUUGAUGCAGUCGGGUGGACGUCGGCUGAGGCUCCGACUGAGGAACACAAACAGUUCGAUAAAUGGGCCUUUCCACGACCAGUUCCCGGUACUGCGGAAGAUGAUAUUUCGCUCAAGGACCUCAAACGUACCGAGGCAGACAGUAAAAAGCUACUGAAAUCGAGUCAACGGAGCGAGAAUUCGCUUCUAUUCGAGUGGCCGCGUAUCUAUUUCUACGUGCAGUGUCGUCCCACACCGUUCAACGCCUUCUGCUGUCGGCAUCUUCUGUCAGAAGUCGGCUGUGUGAAUUUAACCGUUAACGACGACGCCUCCUGGUUGGCGCUGCGAUCUGCUAUGUCGACGUCCACAUCAGCUCCAAUGACACUUAUAACAGACGGGAAUCUGCAUUUGUUUCGAGUUCUACCUAGUGGUACUCCGUCCAUGAUCGCCACGACAGGAGGAUGGGUCAUUGGCGACUACACGGCUACGUUCUCGGAAGUCGGGCAUUCGUUGGAGGUUAACCUUUAUAGCUAUGCCGAAGAGGAGGCCGAAGGUGCUCACUUGACACAUUUAACUUCCCAAGAGACACAUUUAACUUCCCAAGAGAGCGUGAAUGUGCGUCGAGUGAGUUUGUCGAUUCGACUGGAAGAAAAGAAAAACGAAAUUGCCGCCGAGUUGACUCGCCACAAGAUGCUGAUCGCUUUAGUGCGUGGAACAGUCUACGGAUCAUCGCUAUCGCUACCGCUAAAUGAGUGUAAGAAUGGAUUUAACCUGUCCGAGAGAUCAGCCGUCGACCGAGCUGCGAUCUGGAGCGAGGUGGAGUGGACGGCCUGGUGGGAGUUCAAAGCUGACUACAUCGCCAUGGCUCGCUCCUACUCGUAG
Messenger RNA from Phytophthora infestans T30-4, 1278 nucleotides. RefSeq lists its product as uncharacterized. Lineage: Eukaryota; Oomycota; Peronosporomycetes; Peronosporales; Peronosporaceae. The transcript has 7 exons. The record is from RefSeq and is a predicted model, not a curated record. Bases 1 to 1278 code for a protein of 425 amino acids.